GUUGGUGUCAGCCUCCCUCAGCGCCGGGCUGCGAGGAGCCGCCGGGGCCAUGCGCGCGCCGCGGCGCUGAUGCCGGAGGGGCGGCCCCGGCCGGGCGUCUCCUCCCCCUUCCGGGCUCGCUGCGGCCGCCGCCGCCUGGGGCCAGCGGGGAGCGCGAUGAGCUAGGGGCGGGCCCGGCCCCGCCGAGCCGAGCCCGCCGAGCCCAGCCCCGCGGCAGGCCCCGCUUCCGCCCCGCGCCCCGGGACCAUGCGGCUCCGCAUCUACAAGCGCAAGGUGCUGCUGCUGCUGGCGCUGCUGGCCGCCUGCGGCCUGGCGCUCUGGGGCCGCCAGCGCAAGCCCGAGCCCGCGCGGGACCCCGGCGAGCCGCCCGCGCCCCGCGCCGCCAGCCGGGCGGCCGAGCUCGCCGCCUCCGCCGCCAGCCGCCGGGCCGCCAACGCCUCGGCGCCGCCGCCGCCCCCCGAGGCCGAGCCGGCCAACCGGACGCUGGGCUACCGCUCGCUCUUCUACCGGCGGAACUUCGACCAGCCCGUGCGCAACCUGGCGCGCUUCCCGCGCCGCCCGCCCGGCGAGCUGGUGCUGGUGGUGCAGGUGCACGAGCGGGCCGAGCACCUGCGGCUGCUGCUGGAGUCGCUGCGCCGGGCCCCGGGCGUGGAGAACGCGCUGCUGGUGCUGAGCCACGACCUGUGGUCGGAGGAGCUGAACCGGCUGGCGGCGCAGGUGGAGUUCUGCCAGGUGCUGCAGAUCUUCUUCCCCUUCAGCACCCAGCUCUACCCACGCGAGUUCCCCGGCCACGACCCCCGCGACUGCCCGCGCGACAUCGACAAGGCGGCGGCGCUGCGCCUGGGCUGCAUCAACGCCGAGUACCCGGACUCCUUCGGCCACUACCGCGAGGCCAAGUUCUCCCAGACCAAGCACCACUGGUGGUGGAAGCUGCACUUCGUGUGGGAGCGGCUCCGGGCGCUGCGGGAGCACACGGGGCUGGUGCUCUUCCUGGAGGAGGAUCACUACCUGGCCCCUGACUUCUACCACGUCCUCAAGCAGCUUUGGGCGCUGAAGCAGCAGGAGUGCCCGGAGUGCCAGGUCCUCUCCCUUGGCAGCUACAACGUGGUGCGGGGGGGCUUCUCCGGCAAAGCCGACAAGGUGGAGAUGAAGACGUGGAAGUCCACCGAGCACAAUAUGGGCAUGGCCUUCAGCAGAGACACGUACCAGCAACUGAUCGAGUGCACAGAUGCCUUCUGCACAUACGACGACUACAACUGGGACUGGACGCUGCAGCAUUUGACUAUCUCUUGUCUUCCCAAAUUCUGGAAAGUGCUAGUACCCGAAAUCCCCAGGGUUUUUCAUACAGGGGACUGUGGCAUGCACCACAAGAAAUCCUGCAGACCAUCCACCCAGAGUGCCAAAAUCGACUCACUCUUAAGCAGCAACCAACAGUACCUGUUUCCUGAAACAAUGAGUGUCAGUAAAAGGUACUCCAUGGCACCUCUCUCUCCUCACGUGAAAAACGGAGGGUGGGGAGAUAUUAGAGACCAUGAACUCUGUAAAAGUUAUCGCAGACUGCAGUGAAAAUCAAACUCAAAUAGCCUCUCUCUUGAAUUAUUCCAUACUGUCUUAUGGACAAAAGUGAAUAAAAGGGUUUCUGCUUUAAGAUGAAUAAACAUUCUUGUAAAAGGUG
Messenger RNA from Mauremys reevesii (Reeves's turtle), 1675 nucleotides. RefSeq names its product alpha-1,6-mannosyl-glycoprotein 2-beta-N-acetylglucosaminyltransferase (gene MGAT2). Gene Ontology annotation, biological process: protein N-linked glycosylation; oligosaccharide biosynthetic process. Gene Ontology annotation, molecular function: alpha-1,6-mannosylglycoprotein 2-beta-N-acetylglucosaminyltransferase activity. NCBI's taxonomy places the organism in Eukaryota, Metazoa, Chordata, Testudines, Geoemydidae. The record is from RefSeq and is a predicted model, not a curated record. Gene Ontology annotation, cellular component: Golgi stack; Golgi membrane.